This is a messenger RNA of Ectocarpus sp. CCAP 1310/34, 3089 nucleotides long. The record is from the annotation of a GenBank genome assembly. Lineage: Eukaryota; Phaeophyceae; Ectocarpales; Ectocarpaceae.
AUGCCUCGAGACCAACUGGAACACCCUUCUAGAAUGAUAUUCGCCCGAUCCCCUCAUCAAUGUGGUGGUGGCGUUUCGCUUCGAGAAGGUUCGAGAUCAGCCAGAUGCCGCCAACUGCUGUCUUCCCCACCCGUUUACUUCUCACAGAGAUCCAAGAAGAACAGCACGAAACAGCAGUACCAGAGACAAUACAUAGAACCAAUAAUCAUGGCAGCAGUCGAGGGAGAAAGCAUCGGCAUCGACCUGGGCACGACCUACUCUUGCGUAGGCGUGUGGCAAAAUGACCGCGUUGAGAUCAUCGCCAACGACCAGGGCAACCGCACGACUCCGUCCUACGUGGCCUUCACCGAGACGGAGCGCCUGAUCGGCGACGCCGCCAAGAACCAGGUGGCGAUGAACGCCACCAACACUGUCUUCGAUGCCAAGCGACUGAUCGGCCGCAAAUUCACGGACCCGGCCGUGGCCUCUGACAAGAAGCACUGGCCCUUCAGUGUGGUCGCGGGUCCUGGUGGGAAGCCCACGAUCGAGGUAUCUUUCAAGGGAGAGAAGAAGCAGUUCGCGCCUGAGGAGAUAUCUUCGAUGGUGCUGGUCAAGAUGAAGGAGAUUGCCGAGGCCUACCUUGGCAAGGAGCUAGAGGUGAAGAACGCGGUGAUCACCGUGCCCGCGUACUUCAACGACUCCCAGCGCCAGGCGACCAAGGACGCCGGAUCCAUCUCGGGCCUCAACGUGAUGCGCAUCAUCAACGAGCCGACCGCCGCGGCCAUCGCGUACGGCCUGGACAAGAAGGGUGAGGAGCGCAACGUGCUCAUCUUCGACCUGGGCGGGGGCACCUUCGACGUGAGCGUGCUGACCAUCGAGGAGGGCAUCUUCGAGGUGAAGGCAACGGCGGGCGACACCCACCUGGGCGGAGAGGACUUCGACAACCGGAUGGUGGACUACUUCCUGCAGGAGUUCAAGCGUAAGAACCGGAAGGACAUGAGCACCAACCAACGCGCUCUCCGACGGCUCCGCACGGCGUGCGAGCGCGCGAAGCGGACCCUCUCGUCGUCCACCCAGGCUCACAUCGAGAUCGACUCGCUGUUCGAGGGAAUUGACUUCAACUCCACCAUCACUCGCGCCCGGUUCGAAGACAUGAACCAGGACUACUUCCAGAAGUGCCUGGCACCCGUCGAGAAGGUGGUGAAAGACGCCAAGAUGUCCAAGGGCCAGAUCCACGAGGUGGUGCUGGUGGGCGGUUCCACCCGUAUUCCCAAGGUGCAGCAGAUGCUUUCCGAGUUCUUUAACGGCAAGGAGCCGUGCAAAUCCAUCAACCCCGACGAGGCCGUCGCGUACGGCGCCACCGUCCAGGCCGCCAUCCUCUCUGGCAAGGACAAGUCGGACAAGCUGGACUCGCUCCUGCUCCUAGACGUGACCCCGCUCGGGCUGGGGCUGGAGACGGCCGGCGGCGUCAUGUCGGUGCUCAUCAAGCGUAACACCACGGUGCCGGUAAAGAAGUCGCAGGUGUUUUCGACCUACGCGGACAACCAGCCGGGUGUGCUGAUCCAGGUUUUCGAGGGCGAGCGUAGCAUGACCCGCGACUGCAACCUCCUGGGCAAGUUCAGUCUGGACGGGAUCCCGCCCAUGCCCCGGGGCCAGCCGCAGAUCGAGGUGACGUUCGACAUCGACGCGAACGGCAUCCUGAACGUGCACGCCGUAGAGAAGUCCACCGGCAAGGAGAACAAGAUCACGAUCACCAACGACAAGGGCCGCCUCAGCGCUGACGAAAUCGAGCGCAUGGUGGAGGAGGCCGAGCGCUACAAGGCCGAGGACGACGUCCAGAAGAGCCGCGUGGAGGGCAAAAACUCGCUCGAGAACUACGCCUACUCGAUGCGCAACACCAUCAACGACGAGAAGGCCAGAAGGCGUGUUGUUUCAGCCAAGGUUGCCUCGAAGCUGGACGCGGCCGACAAGACGACGGUCGAGAGCAAGAUCUCCGAAACGAUCGCGUGGCUCGACGGUAACCAGUCCGCCGAGAAGGAGGAGUACGAGGAGAAGCAGAAGGAGCUGGAGGCCGUGUGCAACCCCAUCAUCCAGAAGAUGGCCGGCGGCAUGCCAGGCGGUAUGCCCGGCGGCAUGCCCGGAGGGAUGCCCGACAUGAACGGCGCCGGCUUCCCCGGGGCUGGAGGAGCACCAGCUCCCGACGCGGACGCGGACGCCGGCCCCAAAAUCGAGGAGAUCGACUGAACGAAAAAUAUUGGAAGACGAAACUGAAAACGGUGCUUGCUACAAAGUUUAUGAAUUAACACGUUUGUGUUGUGUUUUUCGUGAAUUGUCUGAGUGGGCGGCGAGGGGACAGGGCCAUUCCCACAGAGUGAGCGAUGAUUUUUUUGCUGAGUAGGGGAGGGGGGGGGUAGCGCCCAAUCCCUACGCAGGUAAAUUUUGGGCGUGUUUCAGUCAUUCUGGCUCGAAUGACUCAUGAGUUGAUUCGUGUCGUUUUGAUCUGCACAGAAAAGCGACGAGGACGCGACGGGUUCGACGAGGAGUGGAAGGGUGGGAAAACUGGCAACUUGCAGAUCUGCUUUUUUGUUUCUGGGAUUUCAAAGGUUCACGAGUGCUGAUGCCAAUUUAGACAAAUGGCGGGUGGAGGAGUACGCAGGUACGAGUGGAACCUUCACCUUGUUUGUUUUAGAUAACCGAGUUUCAUGCGACCGAGCGCAUAUGCUCGAGCAGGCUCACAUAAAGGAAUUAAAUUGUCGCUGGGCUUUCUCAAACACCCGUCUUCCCCAUCUGGUCGAACAAUGGGGCACAGGAUGCGUCCCCUUUUUUGUUGGGAAGUUGUCCUGCAAUCACGCAAGGUGUCCGUGUCAAUUGGACAGGUACACGCAGGUGCGGGUGUAGACUAGAAGGUACUGAGCAGAAAAACGGAGCGGGUAAGCUUGUAGUCUAAGGCCCAAUAAAAAAAAACGAUGCUGCCCUUCUCCCGCAUUUAGGAUACAAACGAUCUCCGAAGAGCCUUGCCCAAUGAACCAUCCAACGGCCCGGACGAACGUAUUGCGUUGGCGUGCAUCUUUUUCCACGAGACGUCCUACUCUAAAUCAGGAUAUGACCCA